This is a messenger RNA of Nomia melanderi (Alkali bee), 1916 nucleotides long. It is a transcript of the gene Hsdl2, whose product is annotated as Hydroxysteroid dehydrogenase like 2. NCBI's taxonomy places the organism in Eukaryota, Metazoa, Arthropoda, Insecta, Hymenoptera, Halictidae. Gene Ontology annotation, cellular component: mitochondrion. The record is from RefSeq and is a predicted model, not a curated record.
AUUUUUUGUACAUUUGCUACCGAAAAACAAGUCGCUGUUUCGUUUAUUCUUUCUUAGACGGAUCCUCUUUUUUCGUUUGUUUAACGUUCAACACGGCCACUUCGAAGUUUGAGGGGAUAAUGGUUGGUGGGGAGCGAAUAGACAAAAAUGACAAGAGAAAAUUCAUUCCCGUUCACAGAGUGACCUGAUUUAACAUAUCUUUAAAGGUUGAUGCUUGAACCAACUUGAACAUUGUACCCUCCACUUAUCAGUCAUUUAUUUUAUAAAAAUAAUUCUUUAUUUCGACGUCGUCAGUAGAACUGCACAGAUUAAUUUAACAAUAAGCCGAUAUUAUUUUUGACGGUUUGCCGAACCAUUUACAAUAUGAUCAAUACUGGAAAACUCGCUGGUCGCACGAUUUUUAUUACUGGGGCGUCAAGAGGUAUUGGGAAAAGUAUUGCUUUAAAAGCUGCAAAAGAUGGAGCAAAUAUUGUUAUUGCAGCCAAGACUGCUGAACCACAUCCAAAACUACCAGGCACAAUAUAUACUGCAGCUGCAGAAAUUGAGGAAGCAGGUGGAAAAGCGUUACCAUGUAUUGUAGAUGUAAGGGACGAAGCGCAAGUAGUUUCAGCAGUAGAGAAAGCAUUUAAUAAAUUUGGUGGUAUUGAUGUAGUUAUUAAUAAUGCGAGUGCAAUUUCUUUAACAGGCACAAUAUCCACGGAUAUGAAAAAAUAUGAUCUUAUGCACAACAUCAAUACCAGAGGAACAUUUUUAGUGUCCAAAGUUUGCAUACCAUAUUUGAAGAAGAGUAAGAAUCCACAUAUAGUAAACAUAAGUCCACCACUGAGUAUGAAACCAAUAUGGUUUAAAAAUCAUGUUGCGUAUACCAUGGCAAAAUAUGGUAUGUCAAUGUGUGUUCUUGGUAUGGCAGAGGAAUUUAAAGAAGACGGUAUUGCUGUGAAUGCGGUUUGGCCAAAAACUGCUAUUCAUACUGCUGCAAUUGAAAUGUUAAGUGGUCCUAAUGCAGAUAAUUAUAGUCGUAAGCCAGAAAUAAUGGGAGAUGCUGUUUAUGCUCUAAUUUGUAAAGACAGUAGAUCUAUCAAUGGACAAUUUCUGAUCGAUGAAGAAAUACUAAAAAAUGAAGGAAUUAAUGAUUUCACUAACUACGCGUGUAAUCCAGCAAAUAAAGAUAAUUUGAUGCUAGAUUUUUUCUUGGAAGAUAAUCUAGCAGAAUUAAGCCUACAGGGUCAAAUAGAAAAGGGCUUUGGUACUACAAAGGCUGAUAAUACGCAAAGCAAUAACAAAUUAAAGGUUGAACAAAUAUUUACUGCUAUUGAGGCUAAUUUAAGUAGUGAACUUGUAAGCAAAACAGGAGCCAUAUUUCAAUUUAAUGUCAAAGGUAACGAAGCAGGUACGUGGUAUUUAGACCUUAAAACUGGUAAAGGUUCAACAGGAAAAGGAGAACCAAGUCAGCCACCGGAUGCCACAUUAACAAUGGAUUCACAGAACUUUUUUGCAAUGUUUGCUGGGAAAUUAAAUCCCGCGACGGCACUCGUGAUGGGAAAAUUAAAAAUCCAAGGCAACCUUCAAAAGGCAAUGAAAUUAGAAAAAUUAAUGCAAAGCUUGAAGUCUAAACUGUAAAGUGUGAGAAGAAUAUUUUUUUUUUGUAAAAAAUGAAUGUCAUAUGAUAUAUCCAUUUGGAGCAAAUAUACAUAAAUGAUAUAUAAAUGACAUACACGUACAAAUAAUAUAUAUGUACAUGUAUGCAAAUAAUAUAUUUUUACAUAUUGUAAUAUAUUUUAUAAUUAUUAUAAAAGUUAAUCUAUAUUUAUAACUAUUAAUCUGUAAAAAUAUUAUUUUAUUUUUUAUACGAUCAUGUACAUUAUUAACGUUUAAAUACUACUUUUUCUAAAGAAUACAUGUAGACGUGAAACAUA